This is a messenger RNA of Mangifera indica (mango), 2449 nucleotides long. Its product is annotated as probable E3 ubiquitin-protein ligase XBOS32. The transcript has 11 exons. The record is from RefSeq and is a predicted model, not a curated record. Bases 700 to 2235 code for a protein of 511 amino acids. NCBI's taxonomy places the organism in Eukaryota, Viridiplantae, Streptophyta, Magnoliopsida, Sapindales, Anacardiaceae. Gene Ontology annotation, molecular function: protein binding.
UAAGUUUAUUGUAAAAGCGGCCCACCUUCGUAGCUUGUAAAUUUGGAUUCUUUGGUUGAAAUUGGCAAGUGGGUAUUUGGAGUCUUUGGCUCUUGAAGGGAUUUCUGCAUCUGGAUAUUGUUUGGUUUGAUUGUUUAAUGAAGAAAUUGAGUUGGGUUGUGGAGGUUUUGGUGCGUUGAGGGUUUUGAUUGAAAAGGAAAGUUGGAAAAUCUUUUAUUGGUUGGUGGAAGAAUUGAAUAGGAUCUUUUAAUUGGAGUUUUUUGAUGGAUGCUGGUUUGGUUUCUUGAAGUUCACGAGAUCUUAAGUAAUAUGAUAUAGGAAGAAAACAAUCGUAUUUCAGAUUAAGUUUUGUUUUUUAAUGGAACGGUUAAAGAGGGAGUAGUUAAUUUUUUCUUUUGAAUUAUUGGUAAAAGAAUUAACAGCAGAUACCUCUUUGUCUCUCUCUCAAUAAGUAUCAAAGCCAGUGAGAUUCUUACUGUUACAACCAAUUGUUAUGAAAAUGCGAGAAUGACUUUGUUUUGAUCAAGGUUGUUAGUCGUUUGGUAGAUAUGAAGAAUUUUAUGCACAAAAGAAGAUUACUUUUUUGGUUCUUUAUAUUAUCCUAGUACCGUUCCUAGAUUGCUUUAAUGUUUUGAAGGAUCAGAAGUCUUUUGUACUGUUCCAUUUACCAGUAUUCAGGGCCUUUCUGAGGGGAAGAAGAUGAAGUUUUUAAGCAUUGUGGGUAAUUCAUUUGGAUGUUCUGCUUCCGGGGAGCGCCUUGUUUCGGCGGCAAGAGAUGGUGAUCUUCAAGAAGCCAAGGCCUUGUUGGAAUACAAUCCAAGGCUGGUGAGGUAUUCAACUUUUGGUGUUCGAAAUUCACCUCUUCAUUAUUCUGCAGCUCAGGGCCACCAUGAGAUAGUUUCGCUUCUGAUCGAGUCUGGGGUUGAUAUAAAUCUCAGGAAUUAUCGUGGUCAGACCGCUUUGAUGCAAGCUUGUCAACAUGGUCACUGGGAGGUUGUUCUGACCUUAAUUCUUUAUAAAGCCAAUAUUCACAGAGCAGAUUAUCUAAACGGGGGUACUGCACUCCACUUGGCUGCUUUAAAUGGUCAUUCUUGGUGUAUCCGGCUACUUCUUGCAGAUUACAUUCCUAGUAAGCCCACUGUUUGGAACAGGUUGAGGAAAAAAUCAAGCAAAGAUGAAUCAAUAGUAGAAUUCAAUGAAAGUGCUCUGCAUGAUAUAAUUAAUAGAACUGCUGAUGGAGGAAUAACUGCCCUGCAUAUGGCUGCACUUAAUGGACAUGUUGAAACUGUACAUUUACUCUUGGAGUUAGGAGCUUCAGUAUCUGAGGUUACUGUGGAAGAUGGAACUACAAUCGAUCUUAUAGGAGCUGGGAGCAUGCCGCUUCAUUAUGCUGCCUGUGGUGGUAAUGCACAAUGUUGCCAACUUUUGAUUGCCAUGGGAGCCAGUCUGACUGCUGAAAAUGCAAAUGGAUGGACUCCUUUCAUGGUUGCUUGUUCAUGGCAUCGAAGUGGUCUCGAGGAAAUUCUUAACUCACAGUCAGAACGUCAGUUAGAGGUUUUUCCUUCACCUUAUCUGUCUCUUCCCCUUAAGAGCAUUGUCAAGAUCGCUAGAGAAUGUGGAUGGAGGUGUAGUGCUUCUGUAUCCACAUGCCAAGAUCCUUGUGUUGUUUGUUUAGAGAGAGUGUGCACAGUAGCAGCAGAAGGCUGUGAUCAUGAAUUCUGCACACAAUGUGCCUUAUAUCUCUGCUCCACAAACUGUGCCUCCAAUGUUGCAAAAGGCCCCAUUGGCUCGAUUCCGUGUCCUCUUUGCCGUCAUGGUAUAGUUUCAUUUGAGAUGCUUCCAGAGACAAAACCAAUCAAGGACAUUGCAAGAACAAGUUUAUCCUUGUCAUUUUGCACCUGUUCAGGACCAGGUGAUACAACAGAAUCAUCUUCACUAACAACAGCCCUCUGCAAGCCAAGUUUUCACUGCACCCAAACUACACCUAUCGGUUCAUCUUUCCGCAGCCUAAGUUGCCAGAAGUUCCCAUCAAUAAAACUCAACUCCAGUUUUUGCAUGGGAGCCCCAGAAACUAGUCCUUCUUUAGUUCCUUGUACCAUUAACCGGAACCGCCUUAAUAACCAUUUGGUAAGGUGUUCAAGAUCGAAUUUUAGACGAUCGGUGUCUAACAACGAGCGGCGAAGGUCAUGGUUUUCUGCAUUCAAUCAAUAUGUAGCUACAGGCAGUGGAUGCUAAAGAGUUUUGGGUUUCAUUCAUCAAAGUAUUUUUUUCCCAAUAGUUAUUUUUUCUUUUCCAAAUACCAAUAUAUGAAUGUUUCUAUGGUAAAAAGAUUACUGGGUUUGUAAAUCAAGUGCUUUUGUAGGAAGAACUUGAUGCAAAAGCACUUUCUCUGUAUAGAAUGAAACGCACCCUAUAUUAUCGAUCAAUCAUACUUCUUUAUUCUGUGUCA